AUGGUGACGCUGGAGAGACAGAUGGUGCCAGGAACAGACUGGAACAGGGGCACUAGGGGUAGCAUCCCGAAAUGCAGUCUUCGAGAGGGGACACCCAACAAACAGCUACAGAGUCCACAAACGAAAGACACCCCCAGAGAGACCCCACAUGAUGCCUUCCGAAAUCUUGAGGAGGAUGAGGACCCCCUUUUAGAGCUCUUACAGACUCAAAGCAGCUCUGAAGCAAGCCAGGCGACCGGUCCAGAUAGACCACAGCAAGACACUGCCACUAGAACUAGGAAACCAAGGAGUAAGUGGCCCAAGGCUUCAGACAAGACAUCAUGGACCCAACUGGACGAGGACCUAGAUAACAUCCUCGAAGCAAGGAGAGGUUUGGACUAUAAGAGGAGAGUGCGAAAGGAACCUCCAAGACCAAACAGGCGGCAAGUCCGCAUCCAGAACUUGAGACGUGAACUCAAGCAGCUGAGACGAAGGUACUGUGCUAGUUCACCCAUAGAGAGGAUUGGACUUACACAGCUCAGAGAUACAGUUCGGUCACAGCUGACAUCAUUACGGAAAGCCGAAAACAACAGAAGAAAGACACGGGAACGGGCAAAGAAGAGGGCAGCCUUCACAGCCAACCCAUACAAGUUCGGCAGAUCUCUUCUCGACAAAAAAAGAUCGGGAAAGUUGGAAACUCCACUAGAGGAAGUAGAGAACUACCUUCAUGUGACCCAUUCUGACCCCAAUCGAGAGGACGUGCUAGGAGACUGCGACCGAAUAGAUACAGCGAAGCAACCCGAAAAACAGCUGAAUGCGACGGAACCAACGCUAGGCGAGGGGAAGGAAGCUGUGAAAAAGGCCAGAGCUGCCUCAGCGCCAGGACCCAAUGCCAUCCCGUACAAAGUGUACAAGAUGUGCCCACUACUUCUCAAGCGUCUGAUGAGGCUUCUCAAAGUAGUCUGGAGGAAGGGGGAUGUACCAGAGGCUUGGAAAGAGGCAGAGGGGAUAUUUACACCAAAGGAACGCAAUUCCAAGACGGUCAACCAGUUCCGAACGAUCUCGUUGCUCAACGUCGAGGGGAAAAUAUUCUUCGCCAUCCUUGCAAGAAGACUUAAAUCUUUCCUGACAGGCAAAGCAUACAUUAACACUUCGUCCCAGAAGGGAGGAGUGCCCGGUUUCUCCGGCUGUAUAGAGCACACCAGUGCUAUCACACACCUAAUAAGUGAGGCAAAGAAAGGGAGGAAAGAUCUCACUGUAGUUUGGCUCGACUUUGCCAACGCAAACGGGUCCAUUCCACACCAGCUCAUGUAUACAGCGCUCCGACACUACCAUGUGGACGGCCACAUACAGAUAAUCAUCACCAGUUACUAG
Molecule: messenger RNA, 1353 nt
Organism: Dreissena polymorpha
Lineage: Eukaryota; Metazoa; Mollusca; Bivalvia; Myida; Dreissenidae
Exons: 3
Coding region: 1-1353 (450 amino acids)
Source: RefSeq, a predicted model, not a curated record